AUGGACGACUUUCACAAAGCACUCCUAUCCACAUUCGCCCGCGUCAGCGAAUACAUGACCAUCCUCGUGAACCGCAUAGUAAACAUGUUCUCCUCUCGGCUUCACCCCAUCCCACCCUUCGUCAAUAAUGACGAUUUUCCGGUAUGGGAGGCCCGCGUUCGCGGGGCAUUGCAGAAGCGAGGGCUAUUGGAGUACAUAGAUCCCGGCGUUGAGGAACCCGGGGAGAAGGACUCGAGGGAGUGGGAUGUGUGGGAGUUUGAGAGUGGGGAAGUGUUUGAGUUUUUGGAGCAGAGCCUCGGGAAUGGAGUGUAUAGGAGGAUGACUGGGUUGGGGUGGGAUCCGAUGGAGAGAGAUCCGCGGAGGUGUUGGGAGAUGGUGUUCAAGGCGAUUGCGGAUGCGCCCCAGGUUGGGGGGAGGGGGGAGGUUAGAGAGAGAGGAGGGAGUGAUGAGAUGAAGGAGGAAUGUCUUACUGAGCCAUGA
Molecule: messenger RNA, 480 nt
Organism: Thermochaetoides thermophila DSM 1495
Lineage: Eukaryota; Fungi; Ascomycota; Sordariomycetes; Sordariales; Chaetomiaceae
Exons: 2
Coding region: 1-480 (159 amino acids)
Source: RefSeq, a predicted model, not a curated record